CGUCGCACUCGAGUACCUCGGGUCCACCUUUCAAUGGAUAAAUACCCUUUCUGGACUCAUCUUCUUCCUCUCGCCACUGAAUCUUAACUCGACCCGAAUUCCGACUGCAAUUUCCCAAAAUUCUCAUCCCCUUCUCCGGAAUGGCCCCUACGAAUCCUGAAACCUGGACCCAUGGACCCUCCGUUAUCAAGGAGAACGAACUUCGGGAGAUGGCCGUGCUUUUGGGCAAGGGCUUCCGGGUCCACCAUCCCGAUGCCGUUGGGGGGAUUAGUUUAACCUAUAACCCAAAUCCCCAGAAGUAUAUGGUCAUGCAGUACCACUCUGUGGAGAAUGGAUUUAGGUUGCCCCUCCACGGCCUGCUCCGCGACCUCUGCCUCCAUUUUGGAUUCGCUCCGGGUCAAUUGACUGCCAACGCACACAAGUAUGUUGCGUCCUUCAUCUUACGGUGCUGUGCCCUGGACAAAACCCCGCAAUUGGACGAAUUUCUUCUCCUCUUCAGUAUCGGUGGUUUCCCCUUUUACAGUUUAUACCCCCACAAUCAUUUUCCCAUUUUCGAGAAGGUCGAGCUCAAGAUCGACAAAUGGGCGCUUAAAUACUUCGUCAUUGAAUUCCCGGCUCACAGCCCCAUCGUUAUGUCGGGUGUUGUCCUCCGCCGUUCCAUCUCCCGGACAAAAUUCGCCCCGGCAAACUUGGCGGAUGGUGCGUAUAACGCUUUGAGGGAGAAGGAGGGUCUAAUUUCCCACCACUCUCUCCAAGAGGCUAGACUGUACAAAAAGGCAGGUUUCUAUUAUCCCCUGGGUCCUGACCCGAUUCCCUUUGAGGAGGUGCCUUCCCCCGAGAGAUCGAAGACUCCUUCUGCUGCAGAGUCCCACCCGGCUGCAAGUUCUUCUGGAGAUCAGCCCCAAGGUGGUUCCAAUACCUUAGUGGUGCGCAAUCCGGAUGCUGCUCUGAAUGCUGUUCCUAUCUCUGCCAUUCCUGGGCUUAGGAGGCCCACUCUGUCCCAGAAACGGCCACGGGAGGUGGUGCGCAAUCCGGAUGCUGCUCUGAAUGCUGUUCCUAUCUCUGCCAUUCCUGGGCUUAGGAGGCCCACUCUGUCCCAGAAACGGCCACGGGAGGGUCUCUCCGACGAUGAUUUCCUCCCCAAAAAGAACAAGGGUGGCGGUACCUCUGUUUCACCCAGCCCCCUGUCUAACUCUUCUGGUACUCAGAAUACCACUCCUGCUGCUACGUCCGGGGUCUUGGAGUCAUCCCACCCGGAUAGACUCGAUUGUGAGGAAGAAGAGCCUAGGGACCAGUCUGCGCUCAGGAAACCCACAACGCAGCCCCAGACUGAAGUGUCCGGUUCCUCGCCACGUGCCACAACCAGUCCCCCAGCCAUGGAGGAAGAAGGAAUGAGGCAGAAGGAACCGGAGCCCUCCCCUACAGCAGAGAGGGAAGUUGAAGUGCAGUUAGAAACGGAAGUCUCCCACCCGGCGGAGAAUGAGGCUGGAGAGCAGAAAGAUGCUGAAGCUUCUCCAGAAGUGAGGAAAGAGACUGAGACGCAACAGACUCAGGAGGAGCAGCGAGAUCCGGAAGGACGACAUCCCGCUACUGCUCCCCCGGCUGUCAAUCUCCCCAUCCGGUGCAAGUUCACGCCACGGACUUAUUCCGUUUUCGCAGAGGGUUGGGAAGGCUUCUCCCGCGGUUUGAGAUCCUUGCAAGCUUCCCAUUGGACUAUCCAGGGGAAUCUAGAAAGGAUGCAGGGAUUAGUGCAGGAACCUAUAACUCCCCAAGCUCGCCCUGAUCUGCUUGCCCUCAAUGCCCUACAUCUCAUGGAACAAGCCCAGCAAUCGCUCCUUACUUUGACUGAGGAGUACCUGGGUGGAGCAUCAGGGAACUUCCGGGCUGUAAUGCUUCUGAGGGAAAGGGAACUAGCUGCCAGGGCCCUGCAACAGAAGGUUGACUCCCUGGAGCAACAAGUCCAGAUCCUGCUAGAAGAGAAUUCUCAGCUCAAGCUAGAUGACUCCACGGAGCUUGCAGCUGAGAGAUCCAAGUUUGGUAGGUUCCGGGCACAAAUCUCCCUCCUGGAAUCCAAGGUCUCGGCUUCAGAAGACCAGGUAGGAAGUUUGAAAGCUGAGUUGGCUAAAAGGGAGUCCAGGAUCUCUGCGCUGGAGGAAUCCCUCCAGGACGCCAAGCAUGAGAGCUCCCGUCACAAUGAAUUCGCCCUGAAGCAGAUGGAGGCAAGGCGGCUUGUCCUCGAGCAGUUGAAAGGGGAGAGACAGGCUGCAAGUGAGCUCUGGGCAAAGGUGGAUGAACAAGAGAAGACGAUCGCGACUCAUCAAAAGGAGGUGGCCACCCUGAUUGCCCGUGCCAAAGCCCUCUACGAAGAGGGACAAUUUGACAUGCAGCAAUGCAUCUAUGGGGCAGUCCAGAGUGGUCUCCCUGAGAACCGCACUCUGGAUGACUUCAUCUCCUACUAUGGGUUACCUCUCCCUCUUUCUCCCCCAGCUUCUCGUGCAGACCCAGGACCUUGACUUCAUCUUUCUUUGUUGACUGUUGCAUUUUGCUUUGUGACAUUUAGAUGGCUGUAACUUGAUAACGCUUGAUGUAUUUCCGUCUUCACAGACUCCUUUUAUUAAGCUAACUGUUCUCCUUUUGGGAUUCUUGUUCCGCCCUAGGACUUAGCAGGUUUUUUUUUUGUAUCCGCCUAGGCUUUGGGCUUAACUGCAUCCACAACGUAAUGCUUUUCUUGUUAU
This is a messenger RNA of Cuscuta campestris, 2735 nucleotides long. The record is from the annotation of a GenBank genome assembly. NCBI's taxonomy places the organism in Eukaryota, Viridiplantae, Streptophyta, Magnoliopsida, Solanales, Convolvulaceae.